This is a messenger RNA of Apis mellifera (honey bee), 17489 nucleotides long. Its product is annotated as protein couch potato. The record is from RefSeq and is a predicted model, not a curated record. Bases 1284 to 2264 code for a protein of 326 amino acids. Lineage: Eukaryota; Metazoa; Arthropoda; Insecta; Hymenoptera; Apidae. Gene Ontology annotation, molecular function: mRNA binding. The transcript has 9 exons.
GACCCCGCGCGCGCACCCGUCUCAAGCGUCGUGUUCGUUCGCAGUCCGUCAGUCUAUCGGCAACCUGCGUACCAGUCGUGUCGCAGUGCUUACGUAACAAUAUAUUAUUAUUAUUCUUACUUGCCUGACCGGUGUGUUGUUCAUUUAUAAAUCGCGGUCUACGUUUUUUCGUUCGUCCCUCGCCGAGUUAUUCGUCUUUUCUGCUCGGUCUCUCUAAUUGGUUAAUCACCACACAAUUGUAUACAUAUACAGAAUCAAUCAACAUAACAUAUAUACAUAUCUUUCAACCUACUACAUAAACGCGAAGGAAUAUAAUACAAAUACACGUAAAAAACAUACGACGAACGCACGCGCUGCGCUAGCGAAAAACGCGUUUUACGUCUAACGCGAAUUGUCGUUACCUGCUUCUUCUGUCUGCAUACAUCGCCGCGCGGAUACAUCCGGAUCCAGAUCGUCGGUCAACGUUACCGUGCUCAUCCAUCUCCGUUCGCGUGAUCGAUUAAUACGCGAUUAAUCAAUAUCGUCUAAUAAACGUGAAUAUAACGGAAUACGUGAAGAGAGAGCGGAUUAUACCUCGCUGCUGCAUGGGCUACUACUUGCCGGUAGAUGAACAAGUGUCGUCGACGAACUACCACGGUAGAGCACGUUCUCUGGGUUUGGCCCUCCUCCACGGGCACGGUGUAUCGAUUGCUCUAAAAUAGACGCGUGGGAACACCUGCAGGCUACAUACACAUUCUACCUACAACUCAGACCGUCUCGUUCUCUCUCUAGCCCUCUCUCUCUCUUACUUUCUCUCUGCAUCGGUCUUUCCUGACGCCCUUGCAGCGCGUGACAGGUGCAACGAGAGUAACGGUAGCAGCACCGCGCUGUUAUAGGGCUGGAGGUGGAGGAGGUAGUGACGGUGGAGGUGGAGGUGCAAGCGACGAAGAAGAAACAUAAUAGGAAGCGGAAGAAGCGAAACGACGAAAAAGAAGAGAGAGAGAGAGGGUAGAACGGAAGAAAGUAGAACCGACACACAUACAUACGUGCGCGCGCGCGUUUAGAUACGGAAAGGAAAGGAGUAAAGGUGGAGAAGGAGGAAGGAGGCGAAACGCCUGGGUUUCUCGCGAGAAAAGGGUUAUUUCCAGUGAUACGUCCUGGAGGCGCCUGUCGUCUUCGCCGGUACAACCAUAACGCCGCCCGCUUUAAAACGCCCGAGACGGGAUACGGUGGACUCAUCGCCGCCACCCGCUCGAACCGCAGCCCCCGGAAACCCCGGACCAUCCAGCAAACUCGCUUGCAUCAUGGACGCACCGCUCUCACAGAGUAUGGACUCCGUCAACACGGUGGCCACCGGUGAAGACGAGGUGCGCACCUUGUUCGUGAGCGGCUUGCCGAUGGACGCCAAGCCGAGGGAGCUCUAUCUGCUCUUCAGAGCAUACGAGGGGUACGAGGGAUCCCUGUUGAAAGUCACAAGCAAAAAUGGGAAAACAGCGUCGCCGGUGGGUUUCGUGACUUUUCACACGAGGGCCGGUGCAGAGGCGGCGAAACAGGACCUUCAGCAGGGGGUUAGAUUCGAUCCUGAUAUGCCACAAACCAUACGUUUGGAAUUUGCAAAAAGUAACACAAAGGUUAGCAAACCCAAGCAACCAGCCGCUGCAGCAGCCACCUCGCACCCUGCUCUGAUGCACCCUCUAACUGGACACCUAGGGAGCCCAUUCUUCCCUGGUGGUCCUGAAUUGUGGCACCAUCCAUUGGCGUACUCGACCGCUGGCGAAUUACCAGGAACGCUGCAACACGCGACGCUGGUGCAUCCGGCGUUACAUCCUCAGGUCCCCGCGCCCAUGUCUCUGCCGCAUCCGACGACGCUGACGUCGAUACACGCGUCGCUACCCCAUUUCCUACCCUCGCCGGCACUGGCAUCGCCGGUUGGUUCGCCCUCGUCCCAACCGAACAUAGCAGUGAGCAACGCGCCCUGUUCCACCCUCUUCGUGGCCAACCUCGGCCAAUUCGUGUCCGAGCACGAGCUCAAGGAUAUCUUCAGCAGUUUUCCUGGUUUCUCCCGGCUUCGUAUGCACACGAAGGGAGGGUCGCCAGUGGCCUUUGUCGAAUAUCAAGACGUUCGCUACGCGGCCCAGGCGAUGGCCACUCUCCAAGGAUCCUUUCUCCUCUCCUCCGACCGGGGAGCAAUACGAAUCGAAUAUGCAAAGUCAAAAAUGGCCGAGGUGGGCUUUACAAAUCUCUGGAUCGAAGGAUCAAAGAGAGAAGAAAACGGGCAACCUUAAGAUCGACAUCAACGGCAUGUAAGAACGGCAAGGGAACGAGGGAACGACCGUGCGUGCUCACACCCCGGAAAUAUACGAUAAAAACGAGGACCGAUGUUGGAACCCGAUUGUUUUCGUUUCGAUCUGUAAAAGAAGGAAGGAAGGAAGGAAGGAAAAUAUAAAUUGAAGGUGGAGAACACAUCCGUGCUCCUCCAAGAGCGAGUAUAUCGAGUAUAUCGAAUCGCUCGAGAAAUCCACGCUUCAGCGAAGGAAUCGAGGAUCCAAGAUGGCGGCGCGGCAAGUAACCGCGGGAAAUUUGAAACGAUUCGAGCGAUCGGGGGUGAGAUCACGAAGAAAAGGAAGGAAAGCGCGUGAUGAAGGAGAUGAAAGAGAAACGGAGAUGAGGAAAGGCAUUUCACGUGAGAGAGAGAAAGAGAUACACGAGGGAAGAGGGAAAUAAAGGAAGGGGAAAUGCGAAUAGAUCAGGAAAAUUUUCGAGUACACGGGACAAGUGUGUAUGGUUGUUCAGCCUUGUCUCUGCAGCACCACAAUUAUAGGGGAGGAGUUUCAAAUCAAGAAGAGGGGGGGAAAGGGGAAAAAGGUGAAAAUAGAAAAAAAAUAUUAAAAAAAAAAAAAAAAAAGGGAAAAAAAAGAAGAAGAAGAAGAAGAAGAAGAAGAAUUCUUAUAAAUCGCGCGGAGCAACGGCGUUUUAGAUUUUCGCGACUCGCGGGGGGCCCAAAAAAAUAAUCGCGUAUAUAUGAUAUUCCUAGGUAUAUAUAUUUUUUAACGACUUAACUUAUCGAUCUAUUUCGAUUAGCCGUGUACUAUCUUGUCUAUUUAUUUUCCACCGAGUCUUGAUUGCGAUCAACGACGACGACGAAGCGAGAGACACGAAAAAAGAAAAAAAAGGAAAAAAAAACGUAAAAAAAACGUAAAAAAAGGAAAAAACGAAAACAAAAAGGGAAAAAAAAAGAAUAAAGAGAGGAGAGGGAAAGGUGAGAAAGAGGAAAGGAGAGAAUAUACACGAAGGAAAGGAAAUUACACGAACACGAUUAAGCGCGCACAUACACACAUACACAUACAUACACGUGUCGAUUGUGUGAACUCGCGAUUUCGACACCCGUCACGUCAUUUUCUUUCGUGCUACUACUCUAGCGUCCAAAAGUAGAGAAACACCAAUCACGUUGGAGAAGAAUUUGGAAAAAAAAAAGAGAAAGGACAAUUAUUAACCGAUGCUUUCUUUGAAGUUAAAAAAAAAAAUAGUAGAAAAUUUGAGGUAUCUCUAACUUAUCUGUAACAUCAAUUUUUCAAAACUUUUGGUCGAUAGUGUAUACACAUACAAUUUGGAAAAAAAGAAAAAAUUAUUAACAGUACAAAAAAUUCUUCAAAGUUGAGAAAUAAUGAAAAAUUUUCCACCUAUCUAUAACUUAUUUGUAACAUCAAUUUUUCCAAACUUUUGGUCGAUAGUGUAUACACAUACAAUUUGGAAAAAAGAAAAAAUUAUUAACAGUACAAAAAAUUCUUCAAAGUUGAGAAAUAAUGGAAAAUUUUCACUUAUCUUAUCUGUAACAUCAAUUUUUCAAAACUUUUGGUUGAUACUGUAUACACAUACAAUUUGGAAAAAAAGAAAAAAUUAUUAACAAUGCGAAAAAUUCCUCAAAGUUAAAAAAUAAUGGAAAAUUUUCAUCUAUCUAUAACUUAUCUGUAUCAAUUUUUCAAAAGUUUUGGUCGAUAAUGCAUAUACACAGAAUUUGGAAAAAAAGAAAAAAUUAUUAACAGUGCGAAAAAUUUUUCAAAGUUGAGAAAUAAUGGAAAAUUUUCACCUAUCUAUAACUUAUCUAUAACAUCAAUUUCCAAACUUUUGGUUAAUAGUGUAUACACAAAAUUUGGAAAAAAAAAAAAGAAAGAAAAAAUUAUUAACAGUGCAAAAAAUUCUUCAAAGUUGAGAAAUAAUGAAAAAUUUUCCACCUAUCUAUAACUUAUUUGUAACAUCAAUUUUUCCAAACUUUUGGUCGAUAGUGUACACACAUACAAUUUGGAAAAAAAGAAAAAAUUAUUAGCAGUGCAAAAAAUUCUUCAAAGUUGAGAAAUAAUGAAAAAUUUUCACCUAUCUAUAACUUAUCUGUAACAUCAAUUUCCAAACUUUUGGUCGAUACAACACACGUACAUAUACACACACACACAUACAUACAUACAUACAGAGGGAAGAGAAAUAUAGAAGCGGGAGGAAGAAGGCACUGUUGAAGAAGUCACACGCGCACGCAUAUAACGUAAUACUUGUUCACACGUACACGAGAGAGGAAAACACACAGAGUCCGCAGCCGCGGAAGAAUUCUUUUAGGAAAAUCGAGCCCCGCGCUGUUUUCGAAACAGGAGAGAACGGAUGAUCGGUUUUCAGAGAACGGAAAAAGGGGGAUUAGAGAACAAAUUUUCAGGGGGGAGUUGACACGCGUGCGACGAUGAUCUCCCGGAAACGCAAUUAAAAAAAAAAUAAUGGUCCUUUUUUAAUCUGUUAACCGGGCUUUUUAUCAGGGGGAAGAAAAAACGAACGAGUUAAAUAAUAAAAAAAACUAGCUACUUGGACUUUUUGAAGCUCGUUCGACGAUGAAAUUUCUAUUUUAUGGUGUUUUCGUACGUGGUGGUUCGGAGAGGUGAUAAAAGUGAUAAGGGCGAGAGAAAGAAAGUAUAGAAGAAAGAGAGAGUAUAUAUUUUUAGUUUUUUAAGAAGGAUAGUGAAAGUGAAGAAAAAAAGUGGCUUAAGCUAAAAGGAUAGAAGGAACGAUGAUACGUUCAAUUGUGUAAGGGGAACGAAACAAGUAUUAUAUUGUUUUAACUCUUUGACUUACGAUAUUCGUCCAUACUUGUGAUAGAUGUUGAUUGAUUCUAUUGAAAUAGAAACAAUUGUGUCGAAAUAGUAGAAUAAAUAAUAUUUCGUUUCAAUUCGUGCAACUGGAGGACCACGUUACGUAUUCGUGCGAGAAGAGAAUCUUUGUGGGAAAAAGGAGAGAAAAGAAAAAGAAACAUCAAACAAAAUCAAGGAGAAGGAGACGAAUGCAUAGUGUGGUGUGUAAGUAAUUACGUCGAUAUAAAGCAAAUAAAAAUAGUUAAAGAGGAAAAUAAUAAUAAUAAUAAUAAUAAUAAUAUUAAUAUUAAUAAUAAUAAUAAUAAUAAUGAAUCGUGAGGCAUGGAGUCGAAGCAAAGUGAUAUGAGAAAAAAAAGAGAGAAAAAGUAAGCCGAGAUUCGUAUUUGAAAGUAAUAAACACUUUGAAAGUAAUAAACCGAAUUAUAUAUCUCGUAAUUAUACAAAUUUCUAGAGAUCCAAUAAUUCCGAUAACUCUGCCCCCUCCCCCCGGUUAACAGAUUAAAAUCGUCCUUAAAAAAAAAUAUCGAAACUUACGAAUCUUUCUCUAAGAAAAGAAAAAAAAAAUGACUCUACGGACUAAACGGAUACAUAACAUUCGCUACGCAUUUGUCACGAUUUUCUCACAUUUCGUAAUCACUGUCGAACUGGCGCCCAUUUUUAAUUCCGGGACAAUUCGACGAAGGCGUUGCCUCUGGCACAACACGUAAACUCGCGUGCACCUCCUCUCUCUCGAUCCGCGUGAAUUCGAACGAAGGGAAAGGAAAAGGAGAGAGAGAGAGAGAGAAGAAAAAGAAAAAGAAAGAUUACGAAGACAAGCGCGGAGGCUCGUAGACGAAAUUGCAUAAUAUAGAGAUACAAAAGAGACGAAGACGAAUACAUCAAGCUUAAUACCAAAGGUGCCCUAAGAAGCGUGUAUUUAUGUUUUAUCAUUGGCGCGUCGCGAAAAGGCGAGCAUAUAUAUAUAUAUAUAUAUAUAUAGAUAUAUGUAUAUACAUAUAUAUACAUAUAUAUAUACAUAUAUAUAUACAUUUAAUUAUGUAUCUUGUUAAGGAGAGAGAGAGUCUAAUAUCCUAGACGAGUGUCUGUCGUGUGCGUAUGUGUAUAGCGAUGAACGAAAGAGUGUGUGCGAACGAGGUGAAUGGGAUCUAAAACGAGGUGAGGAAACGAAAGUGAGAUUAGUGAAUGAAUGAUCGAUUAGGAGAAAUUAAUGCGUGUUAAUCUACGUAAUAAUAAUAAUAAUAAUAAUAAUAAUAAUAAUCUUAUACAUAUACAUAACGAAUGCGAACAUAUCAUAGGAUUAAGCAGUAGAGAGGGAAGAGAGAGAGUUAAAGUUUUUCUCGUAAUGAGUAAAGGGGGAAAAGGAAGGAAAAAAAAGAAGAAAAAAAAAAAAAAAGAAAAAAAAAAGAAGAAGAAGAGGAAGUAAACUUUUAAACCGAUCUCUGUCUCUAGUAGUGGCGCGAAAAAAUAGACAGAGAAGAAAAAUCGUGGAUACCGAAGAGGAUGGUGGUGUGCCCUGCGUGCUAGAUACGACGGCCAACUCGGCACGUAAUUUGCCCAAGUGCCUUCCCGUUGGUCGAGUCAUGCUGUAAUUCGUAUAUAUAUAUAUACCGUGUAUUAUUCGUCUCGUCCCGAUUUCAAACUCGUCGAACUCUCCCCCUUCUCCCGUCGGAUCCACGUUAUUAUUUAUAUUAUACACGCGUGCAUGCGUGCAUGGCGAUAACGUGGGGAUAAUCGCGCAUCGAGUUUGUGCGUUUGAAAAGAAAAGAGGAAGAAACGGAGAAGAAAAGGAAAAAGGAAAAGGAAAAAAAAAAGAUAGGAGGAGAAACGAAGGAGAUGAGUAUAUUAUUAUAUAGUCGCAGUCCUGAAAAAAAAAAAAAGAAAAAAAGAAAAAAAUAACUCAAUCCAGGAGACGCUUCUUCAAACUAAACUCUAAAAAAAAAAAAAAGAAAAAAAAAAAACUAAUUCCGAAAAGCUGUUCGAGCCUGCCUGAUAGUUUUCUAUCGCCUCGUCGUUUUCUACUUACAACAACCUUUUCCUCGAAGGACAGAGAGCUGCCGUAUCGACGCGUGUUCCUCUAAUUUAUAAAUAUUUAAUCUCUGCUCGACGAUUAUCCCGUUGAUAGAAUCUACGGUGUGAGAAGCUAGAAAAGAAAGAGAAGAAAAAAGUACGAAGAGAGAGAGAGAGAGAGAGAAAUUCUUCAACGGUGAUCGAGAAAAAAAGGAAAGGAAAAAUACUUUUCUCGUAGACGGAAAGAAUCGAAUAUUUUUCUCGUAAAUUCCUCGGAUUUCCACGUCGAAUCGAGCGGAUUCUCCGACAGAAUCGAUCGACAGCUUAUUCUCUCAGAGUUCAAGAGUUCAAUCCUCGUGCUGGUAAAUAAAUAAAUAUGAUCCUCGUCGAACAACCACUGGGCAUUUAUUAUACGCAUCCGCAAUUAAUAGUGACGAGUGGUGAUUAAGUGAUUAAGAAUAUAGUAGAGAAUGUGUGUGCGUGUGCGUAUAUGUCGACCGUAUGUGUACGUUGAAAGGCGAGAUAUUAUGACGAAAGGAUAAAAAAAAAAACUGGUGAGUAAAAAAAAAAAAAAAUCAUAUACCAACAAGAGAAACGGUUAAUUUUACGAUUGAUACGUUUGAAAGACACGUUUCGUUAGCGACAUGUGGCGAUCUCGUCGUAAUUGCCCUCGUCCGUGAGCACGCUCCUUUAUUUUUUUAUUUCCAUGAAAACGUGAGUCGGGAAGGAAAGAAAAACAUGGCGGAGGGAAGGGAAAGCAGAGUGGGCGUUGUGCGCAUCGUUUCGUGCGCACAGGUGGCGAUUAUGUUCUAGGCAUUACAUAGAACUCGUUAGUGAACGUAUUUCUGAAGUCGAUCGGAUGUGAAUUUCGUUUCUUUUCUUUUUUUUUCUUUAGAUAAUUAACUCUUUCACUGUGGUAUUCUUAGAAGUAAAAAUAUGUUUCGUAAAAUGAAUCGAAGUCUCGUUGCCCGAUCAUCGUCUCUUAUAAACGAAUAUUUCGAUCAAUCGUGUGAUUUUUCACGUAUUUGCGAACGGUUAACCUCUUUUAGGAAGACGUCAAAGCAACGAUUAUUGAAUAAAAUAAAAUAUUAUCCGUGUUUCGAGUUUUUAUCAUUAAAAAAUUUUAUAGUGAGGAGUUUUUCGAUAGAAUUUACUUAUUUUUAAUUAGAAUAAUUUUAAUUUUAAGAAAAAUGUACGUACAUAUAUCGAUCUCUGAAAAGGUUAUGUAAAUAUCUUUUCGUUCAACACUUUUCAAUGCCAUAUCUAUCGAGAUUUAAAAAUUUACUACUACUAAAUCGAGUAAUUCUUAUUCUAACUUAAAUCGUUCCAAAGUAAGCAUCACAUUCGCGACCAAAUUUUCUCCUUUUCUCAACUCCUCUCUAUUCACGUGGUGUGUCGCGUUGCUUAAAGAUCCAGGUGGAACGAAAGCAGGCCUUCUUUACCAUCUUUCUUGCCGUGAAACAAAAAUCCGUGUGACCUGAAAGAGGAAGUUGACCGGUCUGUUUCCGGGGAACUGGACCGUCACGAAAUUCAGAGCGAGACGAGAUGUCCCUUGACGAUGAAAAGCGGUAAACUCGGCUCGUCGGGCAACGAGAUCUCGUUUUCGAAGGAAGUGUGUCACCGAUCGCGAGGCAUACACGGUGAAUGUGGAACGAUUUUUGCAACAUCGAUUGUAAAAAUUUUCGACGAUCGACCGCGAGAUUUAAGUUUUAACUUGAAGAGAAAGAAAGAAAAAGGAAAGUAUGUCGCUGAAUCGAAGAUGAAUAGAGGAAGAGAGAGAGAGAGAGAAAGAGACAAAGAAACGGAAGUAAGACGAGAUUUCAGGGUUGUCACUCUUCUGAUACAUAUCGUUAGAUUGUUAAGGGCUUGCCGAGCAGGCCAUUUAAAAGUAGAUAAUUAUCUUGGAAGGCGUUUGCAGUCGUCUAUCCUAAAGGAGAUCGAUUCUUCGAUUCGAAACUUUACGAGAAGUUCGAAAUUUUCGAAAUUUUAGAUAAUAAGAAAAUUGAAAAAAGUGAGUUUAAAUUUAAAUAAUAAUUGAUUAUUAUUAUUGUUUGAACAAUAUUUUUUAAAUAAAAAUUAAAUAGAAUUAAAAUUUUUGCCUUUUCGAAAGAAAAUAAUUCGAUAGAAGACGGGUUAAUUUUUUCACUCGCAACAAAUAUUUAAUAUUUUUAUUACAAAUAUAAUAAUAAAAAAAAUAAAAAGACUCGUGGAUAAAUCGAACAAAAUUUUUUCACAGAAUCUAAAGAAAUCUAAUUUUUAUGCACGAAUCAUUUAAGAUAAAUCUUUAUCGAUUCUUUCAAUAUAAAAAAAAAAAAUUAAUAUUCUUUUAAAAAGAGGUCAUCAACAAUUAUCCUAAAAAGUAAGAAUCCUCUCGAGAUCGGACAAAGAUCGACUCUGAUGAUAGGAUGACGACUUUGAUAAACGCUUUCCAAUUGAUCGUUAGUAUAAAUAAAAAAAGUAAAAAAAAAAAAAAGAAUAAAAAUAAAAGUGUGUAAAUUCCGCUUGAAUCCGUGAACAUGAUGUCGAUCCACCGAACAUAUCACCGAAUUUCCGACUCGUUAGAGUAUCGUAUAAUAUUCGUCAUUAGAUGGUGACUGAAUACAUUUUUUUUCCUCGAUAUAAGUCGAUAUAUAGAGAAUAAAAAAUUUUAUCGAACUCCUCGGAUCCUCUCUUAAGUGUGUCUUGGAUUGUACGUAUAGGUAUAAUAUAUAUAUAUAUACACACACAUAUAUAUUUAUUAAAAAAAAAAGAGGGAGGGGGGAAAAAUUGUUUGUACACGCAUUGAUAAAGGAGAAGCGUGGUUUCGAAGGAAAAGGAAAGUUAGGUCAAUUCAACGUUCCCUUAUUCGAACGAGAGUCAUCGCGAUUUUUUGAAGUGAGUAAAACGUCAGGUGUAGACAUCUGUGUGUGAUGUUCGAAAACGGCGGAAAGUAUAGCCUAAAUUGUAAAAUCCAUGCGAGGCCUUACAUUUGCGAAUUCGGAGAGAGCGAAAAAUGAGAGGAAAAAAAAAGAAAUAACGAAACGAUUUGUUCGCAACAAUUUAUUUAUUGUUGCUAGUUUGAUGAUAUCCUUGAUAAAUUGAUUUGUCAAAAAGAAAAAAGAAGAAGAAGAAAUAACAAAAGAAGGAACGAAAAAAACAGGAAAUCGAAUCUUGAGAAAUCUUUUUCUAUAAAAUGUUCUUCUUCUUCGAUAUUUUAUUUUUUUUUUCGCCGAUUUUUCUUUUUUUUUUUUCGAAUCUUCAUCAGAUUCCAUUAUUAUCCAAUCGAACGUAUAUAUAUAUAUUCUAACUGGAUCGUGAACCGUGACUACCGUGACGCGAAGAGAAGAAAGGAAGAAAAAAAGAUAAAAAAGAAAGAAAAAGGAAACGAAGGCUCUCGAAUGCCUUUCCCAGGGCAACGUAUUCGCUUGACCUUAACAUAACAUAUCAUUUUACAAUAUAAAAAACAAUAGUUGUACUGCCCAAGGUAGAGAUAGAAUGGAAUCGUGUUUUCUGCGCAUGCGUGUAUUCUAAAUGUAUAAUCGUGCACAGUGUGAUUGCGUUUAAAAGCGAGACAAUUUCUAGCUAAUUUAGACCGCGAAUUUGUAUCGAUUCUCGGUCCCCUCGGUGCAAAGGAGUGAAUAUACGACGCGUGAAACGUGACGUGAUUAAAAAAAAAAACAAACAAACGGAAGGAAAGAAAAAAGAGAGAGAGAAGAAAACCAGAGAAGGAAAUGAUAUAUAUAUAUGAUAAUAUCGAGCGUAUCGAUCGUUAUUAUCGCGCGCCGACACGAUUUUUCUUAUUCGAUAAAUUUUCAUUCGAAAAGCUCACUCGAUUUGAAUCGAAAAAAGGGAAAAAAGAGAGAGAGAGAGAGAAAUAUGUCGCGAUAACACGUCUCGUGAGCGAAAUAUCGUGGCGGUGGAAAAAAAAAAAAAAAAGAAUAAUCCUUCGGCACUCGCGGCCAAGCUUUUUGCUACUUUUGUAUGAAAACGACGAUAUAAAAAAUAUAAUAUUUACACCGAUGAAGCUGAGAGAAGACCAAAGGAAGGAAAAAAGGAAACGAAGAAAAAUCGGAUAUAAUAUAAAAACGAGGAAGGAUGGAUGUUCAGAACUACGUAGUCGCGAUCGAGCGACACGAUUUUUCGAUCCGAUCCCAGCUAGCUUUUUACACGUAUCACUUGCUCCAUCUAAUUUAAUUACUCAACACCUUCGUCGCGUUCCAUCGCUUCGUUUUUCGACUCCUCUCGACGAGAAUCUUGAAUCCGUGAAAGUGGACGAAAUUAUUUUUUUUCAAUUCGAGAGUAACUGCAUGAUUUUUUUUUAUCAAAAUUCUGUACAGAGUUUUUUGAGAAAACUAUCAUCUCUGACUACCAUUCGAAAAAUACUGCAAAAAAAAAAUACUUUUAUCAUAUAUUAUUCUAAUAUCUUUAUAUUCGAUCUGAUAAGUCCAAAAAAAAAAAAAAAAAAAAAACGAACCGAUGGAAUCGUGGUCGACCUCGACAAAAGACAACGAGAGAGAGAGAGAGAGAGAGAGAGAGAGAGAGAGAGAGAGAACUAAGGGAAAGUAGAGCAAGAGAGGAACGCAACGCGGAAUGUUCACGCGGCGAGAAUUAGCGAAUCGUAAAAUGAAGGAAAAGAAUCGACGUUUUCUUUCUCCAACCAAUUGUAUAUAUUCUUUCCUCGUACAAUUGGAAUCCUCUGUGCAAUUAUUAAAAUUGAAAUAUCAUAAUUACGUGUACAAGGAAAGAAUAAACCUUUAUUGCAUAACCUUUUUUUUUUUGAACGAAACGAUUGAAAGAGAUUAAUGAAGUAAAAAAAAAAAAAAAAAGAAAAAGAAAGAAAAAUUAGGUACAACGAAAAAUUACAAGUAGAAAAAAAAAUUGUAAAGAAAUUAGAGAGUAAGAAGAAGAAGAAGAAGAAGAAAUAGAAAAGUCGAUUCCGAGCGUAUCGAUGCGAUUCAUAAUCGAUCGAUUUGUAAUGGAAAUUAUUGGGAUUCGCUCGCUCGCGAUGAAUCGUUUCGAUCGAAUCUAAAAAGUGCUUUACACAAGUGAACUAAGGAAAAUUCAUAUCAGUAGGCAGUGUAACGCUACUAUUACAUAAUUUACAUAAUUAAUAGAGAAUGGCAUUUCGCGUAAGGAAAUUAGUAGAAAUCGAUAUAAAUAUGAAAAGUAUAUAUAUAUAUAUGUGCGUGUCUGUGUGCGUGUGCGUGUGCGUGUGUAUCACGAGUAAACGAAGAACGACGAACGAGAAGAAAAAAAAAGGAAGAGGAGAAGAAAAGAAAAGGGGGGGGGAAAAAAAAAAAGAAAAUGAAAAUAGAAAGUACAGUAAAUUAACAAAAGUGAUGAAUCAGAUAUUUUGUACCGUGAACACUAUUCAGAGAGAGAACGUUAUUCUAACCGAGUCCUUUUUCGUUUCUUUUUUACAAUACAUACGUAUAUAUGUAUAUAACAGAUAACGUUUAUCUUAUAUACACACGCGAAAAAGAGAGAGAAAAAAAAAAAGAAAAGGAGCAACACGCAAGAUAUAUAGAUAUAGACGAGGAGGAAGCAUCUGUGCGAUCGAGAGCUUAUAUAAUAUAAGAUCCUGGAUCACGAGUUUUCGAAGCACGAAGGAAACAAGGAGACAUCAAACCGAGACCGAAAAAUAUAAGAAGUAUACGCUGAUGGUAAUCGUGGUAAUCGAUAUUCACCUAUCAUCUAUCAUUUUCUCUCGAGGAUACGACCUCGUCCCAACAAUGCGGGAUUAUAUCAUGUAAGAGACACGAAGAAGUUUAUUUGAACCUGGGAGAAGGAAAAUAUCACGAACGAAGCGAGAAACGAUUGAUUGCACGAUUACGUUGUGCUUCGGAAUGAAACGCAUAAGAGAGAGAGAGAGGAAAAUUCGUAUCGAGGGGGAAAGAAGAUUGCUUAAUCGUCGAAGCAAUCGAGGAAACGGAGUCGAAUCGAAUCUUAACGAAUUUUAACCGACGUAUCGUCCAAAGGGUCCAAAAUGACCCUCCUCCCCCCUCCCUCCUAUGAACGUUACGAGGAUUAAAGAGAACGAGGACGAACGAUCGAGACGAACGAACACCAAAGAUAUCGGAUAUAUCUGUCCAAUAUAUCUGUCCAAAGAUCGCCAGAAGGAAGAUUUCGAUCGACAGUCGAUCGUGUCAUCGUUGACGACACAAUAUUGUCACGCGAAUUAAAAUUGUGAUCGAGCCCUGCGCGACUCUUGUGUGCAAUGGUCGAUGCUACACUCGAUACGAUCUGAAAAGAACGCGUCUCUGCGCAAGCGCGUGCGCAGAAGUACUAGAAGAACACGAGGGGAGGGGGGAAAAGAAGAGAUCGUGCGAGAUAUAUAUAUAUAUGUAUACAGAUUGAUGAAAGUAGAGGAAACGAAGAACCUGCCACAUUAUUAGACACGAUUAAUUAAAAUAGAUUCCCGAAUCCGUCCUAACGAGACGACGCUGAAAAUCCACGAAAAUCUCCACACACGCCCUGCGUUGCGUUGCGCAUCAGCAUUAGUUCGAAGGAAAAUGUAGGCCAGUCUCGAAACGGUAUUUUUCUUUUUUUUUUUCCAAGCCGAGAAAAUUAUUUUUGAUCGCGCGAGACCUCUCGCUCUCUGUCCACGAUAUUAUAUCUCGAAAGGGGACGACGCCGUUCAGAUUGAAGCGAAACGUGUCCGUGGGGAGGCCUUUCGAGCUUGGUGUCGAGCUAACGAGUUUCCACCGUUUUGUUCCACGUAAAUCGCUAACACGAACUUACACGCCUUGUAGGUGGUAAAAAUUCAGGAGAAGAUGGUGAAAAAAGAGAAAGAAAGGAAAGAAAAGACCGGAGCUUUUAAAGCUCUAUAUACAUCGUCUGUUAUAUUAAAUUUUGAAAGGGUCAGAAUAUUGAGAAGAAAAAUUGAAAAAAAGUUUGAAAUAGAGGGUCGAUCAUCGAUGAUACGCGAUUGCUCAGGAGUUUUGGAAGAGAAAGAAAGGAAGAGUGGAAGAAGUAUAUACUGGGCAGUCGUGAAACUGUUCAUUAAAUAUUUUUCUUCGUUCAAGAUUUCAUUAAAGAUUUUACGAAUAUUUUUUUUUUUUAAAUUCUCUCUGAAGAAUUUUUACAUCAUCGUUUCGUUCUAUUUCAUGAAAAGAAAGGUUAAAAUUACUUAAUCUCGAUUACGUUUCUAUUUCUUGGAUUAUCUUCGUUUUUAACACGCGACCACGCUAUUCUUCUUCCUAUAUUCGACUAGGUUGCAAGGAACGUCGAAAUAAAAGUGAUAAGAACGCGAAAUCUCGCGACCACGUACAAUAAGACAUAUCAUUUUUCUAAUAUAUAUAUAUAUAUAUUCGGACGACGUAGAUUCUCGUCUAAAUAGAAUAAAAAGAGAGAGGAAGAGAAGAAGGAAAGUGAUGAGAGGCUUCUCGAAAAGUUUUCGAAAAUUGUCCUCGAUCGACCGCGACCUAUAUUACCGACAAUUCUUUUCAAUCUUGAAAGUAAAGUAGUGGGGUGGGGAGGGGAGACAGGGAGAUAAACAAGGAAGAAUAAUAAGAAAAGGUAUUAAAAAAAAAAGAAAAAAAAAAAAAAAAAAAAGAGUCGUGGUGAGUCCAUACAUUCCGAAAGUAUAAUUAACGACACGUUAAAUUAGGAACCGUAGCUAUUGUGUAAUUAAGUAUUCGCAGAAAUUUUUUUUAGGCUCGUCGAUUAUAAUUUAAACGCUAUAUUUAUUAUUACGAAAGAUUUGAAAAGUGUUUUGAAACUAAACACUUUUAAACGUGUUUUAAUAAUCUGUAUAGGAUACAAUGUCGCCGUGAUGUUUUUCUCGUCGAUUUUUCGAAUUCGUUUCGCGAUUUCAAACGUAGAUUAUUCGAUCGUAGUUGUUAUUCGAAAUAAACGGAUUUAAAGAUAAAAAAAAAAAGAAUCGCGUGCGCUUCUUUCCCGUACUAUGUGUUUUAGUUGUUACACACAGUCCGUCUGGUGAUGCUUGGCGUUAGAUUAGCGGAAGUGACGUUGCGUCAAAGUAAUUUUUAUCCCUCGGUUGGUAGGGCAGAGUCGAAAGUCGUUUAGAAAUCGUAUUAACAUUUGUAUAUCGUAUAUAUAUAUAUAUAUAUAUAUUGAAUUUUUCUCGAUUUGUAUCAAAAAAAAAAAAUAUUUGUAUACACGCAAAAUUUGUAAUUUUUAUUAUAAUCUCUAAUGUAAUUUUUUCGAGAUAUACAAAAUCGUAUAUAUACUUGAUCGACUUUGUUCUAUCAAUUGGAACGUAUAGUAACAAGUACACUGCUCAACCUUUUUUCAUUCGAUUUUAAAAAAAAAAAAAAACAAUCGUUCGAUAUUUUUCAUUAUCUCGCGUACAAAAUAUGAAGAUAUUCUUUUUUUUUUCUCUCUCGUAAAUGGGUAAUCGGACCAUAAAGACCGUAAUUGCAAUUCUAUCCGACCUUGUUUCCGACUUUUCCAGCCAUUUUUUUGCGUUAACUACACAAUUGGAAUCACCACGCUCCGUAUCUUAUGCGUGGUAUCGUUGCCCAUAAACGCUUUCAUAAUUUUCUAUGAGUCAUUCCAACGUAAUUUCGUACCGACACGAACCGAUCCGAUUAAAGAAAAAAAAUUUUUUUUUUCUCGAAACUCGUUUCAGAAAACAAGAUGGGAAAAUAAUUUUUAUCCCCAAUUAGACGAAUUGAAUCGUUAAAUCGAAUAUUUAUACACACUUUCUUCUUAAUUGGAAACGACACUUGUUCACGAUAUAUUUUUGACCAAAUAUCUCUUCUUUUUUAUCGAGCAGUGUAUUUCGCCCUUGAGAUUUUCAAAAGAAGAAGAAAAAGAAAGAAAAAAAUCUCUCAAAACGACACGAAUGUUCCAUCCCGUUCAUUCCCGCGGAUUUCGAUUCCGCAAUAUGUGAAAAUAGUCAAUUCGUGGUAAUUUAAUUAACGGAAGGAGAACAAUUUCUGUGAGAGGAAAUUGUGAACGAUCUCGGCAUUGAUUUAAAUCGAUCGAGAUUCUUCGAAUUAAAAGAGAAAAGAAAAGUGAUUAGGAAAUUCAGAAAACGUCUGCUUCGACGGCAUUAUAUAUAUAUAUAUAUAUACAUAAAAUAUAUAUGUAUACUAGAUAUUAUAUUCAAAGAAAUUUCAUUCUAGCUAUCAGAUGUUCUUUGCACAUAGGUACCUGAACGGUUCGACUAUUUAUAUUAAUUUUGUCAAGGCUGCGUAAACAAUCCCAAAGAAUGAAAGAUGCUAUUUUACGCGACGCUCUCGCGGUGGUGAAUUUCGAUAACAUUGAUAAGCUCUUAAAUAACACGUUGACGGAACACCGAAACUGUCAUCGUGUUCAAGAAGCUUAUCUUGUCAUUUUUUAUUACGAGAGGUAUUGAAAAUAUUUGCCGCUUCGAGGAGGAUUUUAAAAAGAGAUUUGUAAAAAUCUUAGAUAUAGACGUUCGAAAAUCGUCGAUUGUUUUUUCUUUUUUCUCUCUCGUAAACGUUUAUAUCUACUUUAAAUUUUCUCUCGUUGAGGAUUCGAUCUCUAAAAAAAGGAUCCUCAAAUCCACAUUUCGAGCAGAGAAAUCGCUUGAAGAAUCUCUGUAAAGAAGACCUCGGAUGAGGAGAACCUUCGUCGAUUCAAUUAAAGGAUCAUUGAUAGAAAAUUUGAAGAAAAAAAAAACUGAAUUUCUAAGAAAUAUUUAAGGAUCAGAAAAAUAUGUUCUAUAUAAAAAAUCUUUUUUUCCCAAAGGAUCUCGAUGUACAAUCUUGUAACGUGAUAUAACGUGUAUAAAAAUGUUUUUCUAGAAAAAGGAAUGAAAAACAGGAAAAUCACACGGAUCCAAAGAAUCCGAAGAAUCUUUCUUACGAGGAAAAAAAAGAAAGAAUAAAUAAAUUGCGCGAUAAAACGGUAAAAACAAGUCGCUAUUGUUAUUCAUUAAUUAGGCAUAAAUCGGAUUAAUUAUACGAAAAAAAAAGAAAGGACGGCCACGAUGAGUCAACCAGAGAUCGUUUUCUGUGGACAUUGGUUCCGACUAAUUAGGAUUAAAGAGGUGGUUAUCGACGACGGCUCCAUACCGUCCAUAAGCCUCGAUCGACAGGAUCGAUUAACAACGAUGACUACGAUGAAAUUGAGGAGAAAUCGAAUGAAAGAAAAAGAAAGAAAGGAAAGAAGGAAAUAAUAGCAUAGAGAAACAUGGCAUACGAGAGGGAAUAAUAAGAAUAUAAUAGCACUGAUUUAACAGCGCACUCGAGAAUGUGUGUGAGAACAAUGGAUGCAAGAAUUUUCGAGAAUUUUAGUUGCUCGUUUCAAAUAUUUAUCGUAAUAUUCGUGAUAAAUUAUUAUUAGGGUCGAAGCAGAUGGAGGUUGUAAAAAGGACGCAAGAAAAUUGCGUGGAAUUAGUGGAAUUUGGUGUCUACGUGUCGAACGACGUUUUCUUUCGUCUUUAAUAUGGAUGCAUUUUUUUAA